CAACCUUCCAAUAAACCAAAAUGAAAUAAACCGAUAUGUUGGGAAGAACACGUCGGGAAAUGGUAGUUGGUGGGUUAACUUAAUUUGAAGAUAAUACCUAUGUUCUUUUCUGAAGUUUGGCUGCGUUAAUCAGAAAUUUAUAAUAGCAACGGGGAUUCAUAAAUGCAAAGAAACUGGAUCCAUGGCAAAGUGGCUGAAGGACCACCUGAACUUUGGCAGCAGACGUGAUCCUCCCCAGCCUCCCAGGCCAGAUUACACAGAGAGUGAAAUUGUGAAGGCCUACAAAGCUCAGAAGGCUCUGGACUUUGAGGAUCCCUACCAACACUCAGAUAAGGAGCACCAGAACGGUGGAUUCAGCUCCUGCAAUGCAACUUUAAGCCUUUCUUCCCUCCCUGCCAUAGAUUCACUGCUUCCUAAUGGUCUGGAGGUGAAAGUCGUCUCUCCAAAACACAGAUUAAUUAAAGUGGACUCUCAGGAGUUUGGGCGCUGUAAAAUUCCCUUGAGUCCCGUGACUGUUCAAGAAGAGCCUGUUGUUCCCUCUGCGCCGGUAGCCUCCGACAGCGUCACAGACUACUCCGAUCCAUUCGAUGCUCGGCCAGACCAGAGACUCAGGCAAAACUGGGAGCCUAAAGCCGCACCGACAGAGUGUUGUAGCUACAUGGAGCCAUUUGAAGCCCAGCGGAUUAUUUCAGAACUUCAGCACAGCGUGAUGACCAGUAUGUCUGUGAGUGGAGAGGGCAACCAGCUUUAUGAUAACCCUUACGAGGAGAGGAGGAGCCACCAGAGAGGAGCAACACAGCAGAAAUCCCCGAGGGGGGAGGCAGACCUCAGCCCGCUGGACAGCAGGGAGAGCAGGCUACCUCAGGACGACGAGAGGCCGGCCGACGAGUACGACCAGCCCUGGGAGUGGAAGAAGGACAACAUCUCAAAGGCUCUAGCAGUUCAGUUUGAAGGAGCACAAAGGGAGAGCUCACGAGGACAAACGGAACAAUCCAGACUAACCAAAGCUGCUGCUGCCUCUGCCGAACCUGCUACUCUGCGUCUUUGCAGCGAUACUCCUGCGGUCCUGGGGGAGAGAGUGGACCCCUUCUUACCUCUGGAAAAGCAAGUAUGGUACCACGGAGCCCUGAGCCGCUCGGAGGCCGAGUCUCUGCUGACUUUGUGCAAGGAGAGCUCCUACCUGGUCAGAAACAGCCAGACGUGUUGCAAUGACUACUCCCUUUCCCUCAGGAGCUGUAACGGCUUCAUGCACAUGAAGUUCACCCGAACUGCAGACAGCCGUUACGUUCUCGGGGAGAACAGCCCUCCUUUCUCCUCCAUCCCCGAGGUCAUCCACUACUACACCACGCACAAGCUGCCGAUCAGAGGAGCUGAGCACAUGUCCUUAAUGUACCCCGUCAUCGUUCAAACUCUCUGACACGCACAGUUCCCUCUGGUGCUACUGACAGUCACAUAUUCACACUCCUAGACCCCACCAGGAGUGAUUGUGGAAGGUCAAGCUUCGCCGGUAUACAGUUAUGUUUCCAUAAUGUCUCCAGGAAUGUUUUUUAUGAGUUGGAUGCGUCCUAGCACCACCCGUUCAGGUAAAUUUCAAUAACUUUUUAAGUUAAACAUAUGGAUGAUGUGAUCCAUAUGUUUAAAAGGGAACCAAAAUGAGGCUUUUUUUUUCUUUUUCUGCCUAUUCUGACUUAUACCUUUUAACAUUAAUCCUCAUCCACAAGUGAAAUCUCUGUAGAGACCCUUACUGGUUCACAUGGCCUCCUUCCUUCUUGUUUGAGGAGAUUUUACUGCAGAACCGUUUCAUUUGUCCCUUUAUCUAACACGGCGGCAGUUACAUCUCCAUACUGAUGCGGUUCGGUGUGAUCAAUGGGAAUCCUGAUCAUUGUGUCUCGAGUAACUGCUGGGAUGACAUUGAUGGAUGAGAUGGGUUUGGUAAAGUAAAUCGUGACUGUAGCACAAUCCCUCCUGGUGAGACCGUAGGGCUCCACACUUUGUUUCCCACUCAUUUCAAUCUCUAGUGGCCGUUUGAGCUGCUGGGUUUCAGUUCUACCACAGUCCCAGUAAGUACAUCAGCAGCUCCAUAAGUAGAGCUCUUGUGAAUGGUAAUGGCACUGAAACUCCCUUUUUGUUGUUUUUGUUGUUGUUGUUGCAUUCUGAUCAACGCAGACUCCCAAAAAACCAGCAACUGCCGGUGAACAGACCGUUGAGACCGUCUGAAGGAAAACACCUGCAUGUAGAUCCCUGACUCCUCUUGUGUUCAGGGGCCUCUCGAGGGCUCUCAUUUUGGAUCCAUGUGCUCAGCUGUGUCACACAUGACCUUCAGUGAGUCGCAAAAUCCAGCAAUACUAGUUUAGAGAAUCAAUUGCAGUAUUUUCCCUCAAAAGCUUGUGGCUUUAUGAUAAAUAAGCUUUGAUUGUUUUGUUACUGUGCUGUUUUAUAAGAACUCUAAAUGUUGUCUUAAAAUAAAGUUGUCUGUUUUUAAAAAUG
Molecule: messenger RNA, 2487 nt
Organism: Oryzias latipes (Japanese medaka)
Lineage: Eukaryota; Metazoa; Chordata; Actinopteri; Beloniformes; Adrianichthyidae
Gene: shda
Product: Src homology 2 domain containing transforming protein D, a
Molecular function (GO): phosphotyrosine residue binding
Source: RefSeq, a predicted model, not a curated record